Bradysia coprophila is the source of this 1389-nucleotide messenger RNA. Its product is annotated as procathepsin L-like. NCBI's taxonomy places the organism in Eukaryota, Metazoa, Arthropoda, Insecta, Diptera, Sciaridae. Gene Ontology annotation, biological process: proteolysis. The record is from RefSeq and is a predicted model, not a curated record. Gene Ontology annotation, molecular function: cysteine-type peptidase activity.
AAAUAUUUUUUUGUUACGAAAACAAAUUAUUUGAGAGAUUCCUUUGUGAAUCACAAUACAAUCCGUAGCUCAACAAUUUUCGGUAAUCAUCUAGUUGCAUUUCCAGCAACAGGCUCCAGGAAGUUAUCUGAACCGAACGAUGCGUCUGUUGAUUUCGAUUUUAAUUGUUUAUAGUUCGAGCUACUCCAGUUGCCAAGAUUGUUCGGAUGCGAAUGAGGAGUGGAAUCAGUUUAAGUUAAGAUACGAAAAAACCUACCGCAACAUGCGAGAAGAACUUCAUCGCAAGAGCAUCUUUUCCGAAAAUUUAAAAUCAAUCUGUGAACACAAUGUACGGUUCCAGAACCACCUGGAAACAUACGAAAAGGGAGUGAAUCUUUUCGCUGACAUGGAUUUCGAUGAAUUUCGAAGUACACAUUUGGGUUUCAAUUCAAAAAUGAUGAAAUUGGCAAAUUUUAAUAAUAUCCCGUGGGAUACGUCGAAUCGACGUUCUGACAUUCCUAACCAAGUCAAUUGGAUUGAGGAAGGAGCAGUUAGUCGGGUCAAAAGACAAGGUGCAUGUGGAGCCUGUUAUGCUUUCUCCGCCAUUGGAAGUAUUGAAGCCCAACUAUUCAAGAAGUACAAUGUACUGGUUGAAUUGUCUGCUCAAGAAAUAGUUGACUGUACGAUCAACUAUGGAAAUGAGGGAUGCAUUAGUGGCGUCAUGUCACAGUCGUUCGACUACAUCAUCAAAAAUGGUAUUGCAAGUGAAAGUGACUAUCCCUACUCUGGCAAGAACGAAUCAUGUUCCGUAAAAAAAUUGAAAAAAGUUUCAAAAAUCCGAGGAUAUGUGCAGUUGCCACCUGGCGAUGAAAACUUUUUGAUGAAAGCGAUUGCCAAAAUUGGACCAAUCUCUGCGGCAAUGGAAGUGACGAACAAUACACGACAGUUUGUCGGCAAGUCUGUACUCUAUGACAAAACGUGUCACCGUAGUAGUGACUACAUGAAUCACGCUGUAUUGAUUGUCGGUUAUGGUGAGUACAAAGGGUUGGAGUAUUGGCUAAUUAAAAACUCGUGGGGUGAAUCGUUUGGCGAUAAAGGGUACGCAAAAAUAGCUCGGAAUAAAGGGAAUCAUUGCAAUAUAGCUACGGAUGUGUCGUUUCCGGUUUUGUAAUUUUUAGAAAACACAGUUUAAGGAAAGGAAUGGAAGUCAAACAAGCAAGUCUCAUGGAAUUUCUUUGUUCAAAAAAAUAGAAAAUCGAGUCAUCAGAUCGCCUUAUUAUAAUUGUUAACAAAAUAAGAAAUUUACAAAACAUUAAAUCGGUUGAAAAGCCACGUACAUCCUUUACCAUUCGCAUUAUGCAGGUUUUUUGUAACCACCCGGUCUUUCCUCGGGAAGUAAAUGAGAGAAUG